Mesorhabditis belari is the source of this 1230-nucleotide messenger RNA. NCBI's taxonomy places the organism in Eukaryota, Metazoa, Nematoda, Chromadorea, Rhabditida, Rhabditidae. The record is from the annotation of a GenBank genome assembly.
AUGCUCAACACCCCGUCAUUCCUUUAUUUCUUUCAAUUGCUGAAUAAUUGGCCGAGAUUCUUCGUGUUCCUUUGGGAUAACACGAUAGUCCCUGUUCACACAGUUAUCCCAAUCGAAACGUGGAGACCCUCGUUUUUCGACAAUGACACAACACCAAUUGUUGCGAAUUCUCUCGAGGAGUUUCGACGGAGAUAUGGCAUUGUUGAAGUGUCGGCUUGUUCAAAACAUUUCCCAAAAGAGGCCACAUUUUGGUGGGAGAUUCUAGGAGAGGGAUCAUUGACUCUUCCAUUGCAAUCAACAUCUUGUAGGACGUCGUUUAAUGUGCUCAAACAGGGUGCUUACAAGGUGAGCGUUGUGGUGAGAGGAGGAGACGGAACGAUACUCGGCGCUGGGAGUACAACUGUUCAAGUAAACGAUCGAUGGAUCGUUGCGCUGGGGGAUUCUUUUUGCUCGGGUGAGGGGAAUCCGGAUCGAUCGAGGAGUGCACAAAGGGAAGCACAAUGGAUGGAUGAAGGUUGUCAUCGCUCGUCAAAUUCUUGGGCUUCGAAAGUCGCUUCUCGUUUUUCGUCAUCUUCUAAAUCUUCCUCGACAAUUUUCACCUUUCUUUGCUGUACGGGAGCCUCGGUGGAAUCGGGGGUUCUCAAAGGAAAUCCACAACAAAUCAAGGCACAAAUCGAGAUAUUGGAAGAGAUUGGGAAAACGAUGGAAAUCAGCCCGGAUGUUGUGUUGAUGUCGGUUGGUGGAAAUGAUAUCGGAUACGCUGAGAUAAUGCACGCAUUGGGGAGUGGCCAUGAAGUGUCAUUGUUUAGGACGUUACAUCUCAGAUUCAUGUUCGCCUCCCAACAACUCGACAAUUUGGCUGUUCGUUUGUCAGCGCUGAGACCAAAGCGGGUGAUUUUCCCGCAUUAUUUUGACCCAUCCAGAGAUGAAAGAGGAAAUUUCGACGCAUCUUGUGACGAUUUUAAAGAUAUUGGCUCCCAAAAUCUGCAAACAGCUGAGGAGUUGAUUCUGAAGCGAUUGAAUAAGCUGAUCACGGCGAAAUGUGUGGAGAAUGGGUGGACGGAUGUCGAUAUCUCGAAGGUUUUUGAGAAAGGAGGCGUCUGCAGUCGAACGUCGAGGAUACGCAGUGUCGCUGAAUCUCUACGUCUUGAGGGUUCUGUGCUCGGCGCUUUUCAUCCAAACUCGAUCGCUCAUUCCGAAGUGGCCGAUCUUGCUUGGAAAGCUUUGAAU